Volvox carteri f. nagariensis is the source of this 594-nucleotide messenger RNA. RefSeq lists its product as uncharacterized. The transcript has 4 exons. The record is from RefSeq and is a predicted model, not a curated record. NCBI's taxonomy places the organism in Eukaryota, Viridiplantae, Chlorophyta, Chlorophyceae, Chlamydomonadales, Volvocaceae. The coding region runs from base 1 to 594 and encodes 197 amino acids.
AUGACGCUCAAAAUGAAGGGCCGUUUUCCUAAGGCAGGAUUAGCAAUUCGAGCCGGCCAUGCCAUUUUUUCGAUGCUCCCGGAGAAUUUUAACAAACUUAAGCCCCGAAACCGCCACACCCCACACGCCGCCACGGGCCCCCUGUACUACCCCGCCCGUACCAGAGGUAGCAACCCGUUGCGAAGCAGCAAGGUGGUGGUGAUGGUGGUGGUGGUGGUGGUGGUGGUGAUGGUGGUGGUGAUGGUGGUGGUGGUGGUGGUGGUGGUGGUGAUGGUGGUGGUGGCGGUGGUGGUGGUGAUGAUGGUGGUGAUGGUGGUGGUGAUGGUGGUGGUGAUGGUGGUGGUGGUGGUGGUGAUGGUGGUGGUGGUGGUGAUGGUGAUGGUGGUGAUGGUGGCGAUGGUGGUGGUGGUGGUGGUGAUGGUGGUGAUGGUGAUGGUGGUGGUGUCGACACGUCAGGAAGCAGCGGAAGCUCAAAACGUCGCAACUGGGUUUAUUGGGUUAUUGCGGGGCUACUCAUGCAUGAAUGCAUGCAUGCGGUCCACCGCCGCCGAACGGCGGCUGAACGCCGCUAUAUAUUGGCCACCAAAUGGCUAA